Messenger RNA from Xylona heveae TC161, 1428 nucleotides. RefSeq names its product PLP-dependent transferase. The record is from RefSeq and is a predicted model, not a curated record. Gene Ontology annotation, molecular function: pyridoxal phosphate binding. The transcript is spliced from 10 exons. Gene Ontology annotation, biological process: biosynthetic process. Lineage: Eukaryota; Fungi; Ascomycota; Xylonomycetes; Xylonales; Xylonaceae. Bases 1 to 1428 code for a protein of 475 amino acids.
AUGAGUUUCUCAGGACAUCAAAUAUCCAUCAAUAGACCCUCGCACGCGCACAAGCCGCGCAGGCUGUCGACGAACAAGGAACCCAGUCAGAGUGAACUCGGUUCCAUUGCGCAUCGACAGUUCCGCACCGCCAAUGAUGGUCACCGCGCUCAUGCCGGUCUCGAUCCCAGUCGCGCAUCUACCGGGGUUGUUUGGACCACUGAGCGAGCAUAUGAGCAUGGAUUCCUUGAUGACCCAGCCAGCUGGGCAAACCUAGGUCAGGGUGCGCCCGAGGUUGAGGAUGACAUUGAGGGUUGUUUUGAACGUCCUAAGCACAUUGACAUUUCUAUGACCGGAAGAGAAUAUGGCCCAACCGCCGGUAUCAAACCUCUGCGAGAGGCUGUCGCGAACCUCUAUAAUGCCCACCAUCGCCAAGGCAAAGAGAGUCAAUAUACUUGGGAAAACGUCUGCAUUGUGCCAGGUGGCCGAGCUGGCUUGAUUCGAAUCGCAGCCGUCUUGAACAAUGCGUAUCUAGGCUUCUUCAUUCCCGACUACACUGCAUAUAAUGAAAUGUUGAGUUUGUUCAGAAAUUUCUCUUCCAUUCCCAUUCCGCUUUCCGCCGCCGAUAAAUAUCGUAUUCACCCUGAUAAGAUUGCUGAGGAAAUUGCUCGAGGCACCUCUGUCAUCCUCACCUCUAACCCCCGUAACCCAAGCGGCCAGACAGUGAGGAACCCAGAAUUAGCCACGAUUCAGGACAUUUGCCGAGACCGCGCAACCCUUAUUAUGGAUGAAUUUUACUCUGGAUAUAACUUUACAUCCAACUGUGACGGCUCUGUAAUUAGCGCUGCCGAGAACGUUGAGGACGUUGAUGACGAUGAUGUCAUCAUUAUCGACGGUCUUACAAAGCGGUUCCGCCUCCCAGGCUGGCGAGUCGCCUGGGUCAUUGGACCCAAAGAGUUCAUCAAAGCCAUUGGCUCCUGCGGAAGCUAUCUUGAUGGAGGCACCAACGUGCCAUUCCAAGAGGCUGCUAUUUCUAUGCUUGAGCCGACCAAAGUCCGGUCCGAGAUGAAGGCGCUGCAGACCCACUUCAAGGACAAGCGCGACUAUGUCCUUGGUCGUCUAGAAGAAAUUGGCUUCACGCUUGACUACGUUCCUGACUCUACCUUUUACCUUUGGUUAGAUCUCUCGACCUUACCGCCAUCUAUUGCCGACGGCCUCAACUUUUUCCAAGCGUGCUUGCAAGAAAAAGUUAUAGUCGUCCCUGGUAUCUUUUUCGACUUGAAUCCCUCUCGGCGAAGAGAUCUCUUUGACUCGCCCUGCCACCACUUUGUCCGCCUUUCGUACGGUCCGCGCAUGGACGUUCUCAAGAAGGGCCUCGAUGGCAUCGAGCGUGUUGUCAAUAAACACCGAGAACAACACGAGAUGAUGAAGACGGAAAUGAGAUACUGA